Molecule: messenger RNA, 3759 nt
Organism: Cicer arietinum (chickpea)
Lineage: Eukaryota; Viridiplantae; Streptophyta; Magnoliopsida; Fabales; Fabaceae
Product: inositol hexakisphosphate and diphosphoinositol-pentakisphosphate kinase VIP2-like
Biological process (GO): inositol phosphate biosynthetic process; inositol metabolic process
Molecular function (GO): metal ion binding; 5-diphosphoinositol pentakisphosphate 1-kinase activity; ATP binding
Source: RefSeq, a predicted model, not a curated record
ACAAUAUUAUUUUUGGCACUUAUAAAAAAAAUCAAUUUGUUUAUUUUCCCUUUCACCUGAAGUUGUGUCUACUUUACGACUCGGUUUUCCCAUGUACACUGAUUAACAAUUUAUUUAUUAUAUUAUUCAUAUGAAUCUCAGUAUCAGUAGUAAUAGUCGCAUUCUUUCUUUACUCAAACAGUUUCCGUCAUUUUCUCGCUUCCUUCUCACGUGUUUCAUUUUCCCUACCGUAAAGCGCGGUGAUUCAGUUAAGCCGAUUCAGUUCCGUUACUUGCUAAUUUCUAGCGUUCGCGCCAUUUGACUGAAGAAAAAAGAAACACCGAAGUUGUUGGAACUCAAACGCAAAAGCUGAAAAGCGAUAAUCACAUAGUCGAAAGAGAGAGCAAGUAAUUCCGUUCGAGAGAUCAUGGCGGUUUCCGAGAAAAUCAAAAUCGGCGUCUGCGUUAUGGAAAAGAAGGUGAAAUGUGGCUCCGAGGUUUUUUCGGCGCCUAUGGGACAGAUAUUUGACAGAUUACAAGCGUUUGGAGAAUUUGAGGUCAUACAUUUUGGGGACAAGGUGAUCCUUGAAGAUCCAAUAGAGAGCUGGCCUGUAUGCGAUUGUUUGAUUGCUUUCUAUUCCUCUGGAUAUCCCCUCGAAAAGGCUGAGGCAUAUGCUGCUUUAAGGAAACCUUUCCUAGUAAAUGAACUGGAGCCCCAACAUCUUCUUCAUGACCGAAGGAAAGUAUAUGAGCAUCUCGAAUUGUUUGGAAUCCCUGUUCCAAAAUAUGCCCUUGUAAUUAGGGAAGUGCCGGACGAAGAACUGGAUUACUUUAUUGAGGAAGAAGAUUUUGUUGAAGUUCAUGGCAUGCGCUUUUGGAAGCCAUUUGUGGAGAAGCCUGUCGAUGAAGGUGGAGGUAUGAAGGAAUUAUUCAGGAAGGUUGGUAAUAGGUCCAGUGAGUUCCAUUCAGAGGUGCGAAGAGUGAGGCGUGAAGGUUCCUAUAUAUAUGAAGAAUUUAUGCCAACUGGAGGGACAGAUGUUAAGGUGUAUACAGUAGGUCCUGAAUAUGCUCAUGCUGAGGCAAGGAAGUCUCCUGUUGUUGAUGGUGUUGUUAUGAGAAAUCCUGAUGGGAAAGAAAUUAGAUAUCCAGUGUUACUAACUCCAGCUGAGAAAGAAAUGGCGAGAAAGGUGUGCAUUGCAUUCAGGCAAUCGGUUUGUGGGUUUGAUCUCUUGAGAAGUGAGGGACGCUCAUAUGUUUGUGAUGUGAAUGGAUGGAGCUUUGUUAAAAACUCACACAAAUAUUAUGAUGAUUCUGCCUGUGUGCUGCGGAAGAUGUUGCUAGAUGCAAAAGCUCCUCAUCUUUCUUCAGUGAUUCCACCUACUUUACCAUGGAAAGUAAAUGAGCUAGUGCAACCUUCUGAGGCACUAACUCGUCAGGGUAGUGGUAUCAAUGGCACUUUUGGACAGUCUGAGGAACUACGAUCUGUAAUUGCUGUAAUUCGGCAUGGUGAUAGAACUCCUAAACAGAAGGUGAAGUUAAAGGUUACUGAGGAAAGGCUACUGAACUUAAUUUUAAAAUAUAAUGGUGGCCGACCAAGAUCUGAGACAAAACUUAAAACUGCUGUUCAGCUGCAAGAUCUGUUAGAUGCCACACGAAUGCUGGUUCCUCGCACUAGACCAGGUCUAGAAAGCGACAGUGAAGCUGAAGGUGUUGAGCAUGCUGAAAAGCUUCGUCAAGUUAAAGCAGUUCUUGAGGAGGGAGGACAUUUCUCUGGCAUAUAUAGGAAGGUUCAAUUAAAGCCACUAAAGUGGGACAAAGUAACAAAAAGUGAUGGUGAAGUUGAAGAACGGCCAGUUGAAGCUCUUAUGGUUCUUAAAUAUGGUGGUGUUCUUACGCAUGCUGGCAGAAAGCAGGCUGAAGAAUUGGGAAGAUAUUUCCGAAAUAAAAUAUAUCCAGGAGAAGGUACAGGGCUUCUUCGACUCCAUAGUACAUACCGCCAUGAUCUUAAGAUUUACAGCUCUGAUGAGGGUCGUGUGCAGAUGUCUGCAGCUGCUUUUGCCAAAGGUCUUCUUGACCUAGAAGGGCAGCUAACACCAAUCCUGGUAUCCCUUGUUAGCAAGGACUCCUCCAUGUUGGAUGGACUUGAAAAUGCAAGUACUGAAAUGGAUGAAGCAAAGGCUCGGUUGAAUGAAAUUAUCACCUCCAGUGCAAACGCAGUUGAUACCAAUGGAUCACAGGAAUUUCCUUGGACGGUUGAUGGGGCUGGAUUGCCACCCAAUGCAUCGGAAUUACUUCCAGAGUUGGUAAAGCUGACUAAGAAGGUUACUGAACAAGUAAGAUUACUUGCAAAGGAUGAAGUUGAACAACUUACAGAAAGAAGCUUAUAUGAUAUAAUUCCUCCUUAUGACCAAGCGAAAGCCCUUGGCAAGACAAAUAUGGAUGUUGACCGUAUAGCUGCUGGAUUACCUUGCGGUAGUGAGGGUUUUCUAUUGAUGUAUGCCCGCUGGAAAAAGCUUGAAAGGGACUUGUAUAAUGAACGCAAGGAACGCUUUGAUAUCUCCCAAAUUCCUGAUGUUUAUGAUUCAUGCAAAUAUGAUCUCUUGCAUAAUGCACAUCUUAAUCUUGAAGGGCUGAAUGAGCUUUUCAAAGUUGCUCAGGCACUUGCUGAUGGUGUGAUUCCUAAUGAAUAUGGAAUUAAUCCAAAGCAGAAACUGAAGAUUGGCUCAAAGAUAGCUCGUCGUUUAUUGGGAAAAAUUUUAAUUGAUGUGAGGAACACUAGAGAGGAAGCAAUUAGUGUUGCCGAGCUAAAGAAUAACCAAGACCAUGCAUUAAUUGAAAAUGAAGAUACAGAGGCCAAGUCCAAAAACUCCCAUAAAAAUGAUGAAAUACGAAAAUCCAGCACUAUGAGUGAUACAUCAAUGGAUCAGGAUGAUGAUGAUGAUGAUAAAGAGCCUAAAUAUCGUUUAGAUCCAAAGUAUGCAAAUGUGAAGACACCUGAACGCCAUGUGCGAACGCGCCUAUACUUCACAUCAGAAUCACAUAUCCAUUCUCUCAUGAAUGUUCUUCGAUAUUGCAAUUUGGACGAAUCUCUUCAAGAAGAAGAGAGUCUUGUUUGCCAUAAUGCUCUAGAGCGACUAUUUCAAACAAAGGAGCUCGACUACAUGAGCUACAUUGUGCUGAGGAUGUUUGAGAAUACAGCAGUGGCUUUAGAAGAUCCUAAAAGGUAUCGUAUAGAGCUUACCUUCAGCCGUGGUGCUGAUUUAUCCCCCUUGCAGAAGAAAAAUAGCGAGGCAACUUCACUGCAUCAGGAGCACACACUGCCUAUUAAGGGCACAGAGAGGCUGCAAGAAGUAGGUUCAUAUCUCACAUUAGAAACUAUGGAGAAGAUGAUUCGACCAUUCGCCAUGCCUCCAGAAGACUUUCCACCAGCAACACCUGCAGGAUUUUCUGGAUAUUUCACUAAAAGCAUGCUUGAGCGUUUGGUAAAUCUUUGGCCUUUCCAUAAGCAAACCCAUUCUAGUGGAAAAUAGUAAACAUGGAAAUACUCUUCCUCCCUCUCUUUCAUUUUUCCUGUCUCAUUUUUAUGCAACAUGUUGAUCAUCAUCCAAAACGAGCUUUAGACUCUUUUGGAAUUUUUUUCUAAACAGUUGACAUCUUCCAACAAGCAAAGAAAAGAAUAUUGUUGGAAGUAGUAGAAAGUAGCCAUUAUUAGUAAUGAAGUACACUUUCUUCCCAGCCAUCUCAAUUAUUUUUAUCGAAGAAGAUCUACUGCAUUUCAUUA